This is a messenger RNA of Ceratotherium simum simum (southern white rhinoceros), 2237 nucleotides long. The record is from RefSeq and is a predicted model, not a curated record. Lineage: Eukaryota; Metazoa; Chordata; Mammalia; Perissodactyla; Rhinocerotidae.
GAACCUCUUCAGCCUCCGUAGACAGUGGGUCGAAAGUGCCGAGCAAAAUGGAAGUGAAUCCCCCCAAACAGGAGCACCUGCUGGCCCUGAAAGGUUUGAGAGCCUCUCUCCAGAAUGGAAUAGAUAACGUGCUAAAUCACUCACUCUGUUAUAUACUGCUGCAAUCACCGGGCAGAUUUUAGCCGCAGAAGCUGACGUCCCCAGCCGAACCGGGGAGAGCCUAGUGAACCAAAAUGAUUUACAGCGGACAUCUAAAGUGGUUUUUCCUUCUGUCUCUUGUCUCUUCAUGUGGCACUGAGGCAGUUACCAGGCUUCUGCUUCGUCUGUAAGAUUAGUCUAGUAUCGCGCGACAACAGUGCCAAGGAUUUAGAAAUACACAGUACUACAACAUAUAAUUUAGUGAUGCGGUUGACUAAGCCUACUUUAUUCACCAAUAUUCCAGUAACAUGUGAAGAGAAAGACUUACCUGGAGAUCUCUUUAACCAACUCAUGAGAGAUGAUCCUUCAACUGUAAAUGGUGCAGAAAUAUUAAUGUUGGGAGAAAUGUUGACUUUACCACAGAAUUUCGGGAAUAUAUUUUUGGGAGAGACCUUUUCCAGUUAUAUCAGCGUUCAUAAUGAUAGCAAUCAAGUUGUAAAAGACAUAUUGGUAAAAGCUGAUCUUCAGACAAGUUCUCAGCGUUUAAAUCUUUCAGCCUCUAAUGCUGCAGUGGCUGAACUUAAACCUGAUUGUUGUAUUGACGAUGUCAUACACCACGAAGUAAAAGAAAUUGGAACACACAUCUUGGUGUGUGCAGUGAGUUAUACAACUCAGGGUGGAGAAAAAAUGUAUUUUAGAAAAUUCUUCAAGUUUCAGGUUCUCAAACCACUGGAUGUGAAAACCAAAUUUUACAAUGCAGAGAGUGACCUCAAUUCUGUGACUGAUGAAGUAUUUCUGGAAGCCCAGAUUCAGAAUAUUACAACCUCACCCAUGUUUAUGGAGAAAGUUUCAUUGGAGCCGUCUAUCAUGUAUAAUGUAGCAGAAUUAAAUUCAGUCAACCAAGCUGGAGAAUGUGUAACUACGUUUGGGUCAAGAGCAUAUUUGCAGCCAAUGGAUACACGCCAGUACUUGUACUGCCUAAAGCCCAAGAAGGAGUUUGCAGAAAAAGCAGGCAUCAUUAAAGGAGUAACAGUAAUUGGAAAAUUGGAUAUAGUGUGGAAAACAAAUCUAGGUGAAAGGGGAAGAUUACAGACCAGCCAACUUCAAAGAAUGGCUCCAGGUUAUGGAGAUGUUAGGUUGUCUUUGGAGGCAAUCCCAGAUACCGUAAACCUAGAAGAACCUUUUCAUAUUACCUGUAAAAUAACAAACUGCAGCAGUGAAAGGACUAUGGAUCUGGUUUUGGAAAUGUGCAAUACCAAUUCCAUCCACUGGUGUGGUAUUUCAGGAAGACAGCUUGGAAAGCUACAUCCAAGUUCCUCUCUCUGCCUUGCUCUUACUCUACUGUCUUCAGUCCAGGGACUGCAAAGCGUCUCCGGCUUAAGACUAACAGACACGUUCUUAAAGAGAACAUAUGAAUAUGAUGACAUCGCACAAGUCUGUGUGGUAUCUUCGGCCAUUAAAGUGGAAAGCUGAAGAAAAUUUCCAAUAUUAUGCUUUUCAUUGAAUUUCACAGAACUUUCUGUGUUUUUGUCACCUUUGUAAAAUGAUCAAGUCAACAGCAAAAAUAAGUAUAUGUUAUUUAAAUUUCUUUCCUGUAAAAGUUAAAAUAUUAAAUAUUUGUUUUCAAAAGAACUAUUUACUGAUUUUAUCUUGUGAAUUAUAUUCUAAAUGAACAUUUGUACAUUUUCUACACAUAUUAUCCUGUUUCAUUUCAUUUUAGAUGACCAUUGGACCUUGUUCUCCAAAGGCUCUAUAUUUGGGGCCAUUUGUCCCUAGCAAGUAUCUAGAACAGGGGACAGCAAACAUUAUAUGUAAAGGGCCAGAUAUUGAAUAUUGUAGGCUUUGCAGGCCAUAUGGUUUCUGUUGAAAUUACUCAACUCUGCUGUUGUAGUAUGAGAGCAGCCAGCAGGCUAAGAGCGCAGCGGUAUUUACAAAAACAGGCAGCUGGCCAGAUUUCGCCUGCAGGCCGUAGUUUGCUGCCCUCAAUCUAGAAGAUACAGCUGUUUCUUAGAACUUUAGAAUUCUUCUAAUACUUUAUUUAGAAAUAUUUCAGUUAAUCCCAGUUUUUUUCCUAGCUCCUCAGUCAACAGAAAAAGUUU